Closterium sp. NIES-65 is the source of this 2841-nucleotide messenger RNA. NCBI's taxonomy places the organism in Eukaryota, Viridiplantae, Streptophyta, Zygnematophyceae, Desmidiales, Closteriaceae. The record is from the annotation of a GenBank genome assembly.
AUGGAGAUGGGAACCGGGCUUGGCGUCGUCGGUCUACAGUUUUCCGGGCAGCUUUCGCUUGAAAAAGUCCAGCAAGCAGCGAAGGAGCUUGGGUCGAGAUUUCCGCUCCUGCUUGCCCGAGUUGUCGGGCAGGGUAAAACUGGCGGUCCGCUUGAACUCCACUUGUGCCGUGACGCGAAACCAAUCACUGUAGUGUCCCGGAGCAUUGAUGAUGUGGCAGCGUGGGAGGCUGCUGCGCCAUUGGACAACGACCCCAGCAGCCUCGAGAACGGGGAAGAGUCUGACGUGCCGAAGAAAGACCAAGAGAGUGACGCGUAUGGUGAUGCUUGUGGUGAGGGUGAGAAGUCCACGUCAGCAAUGGAAGCAGAAUUCAAGAAGUUAUCUGCAGCAGACGUUGCGGUCGAGAGGGGAGUGGAGGAGGAGGAAGAGGAGGAUGAGUUUGAGGAUGCAGAGGAUGGGGAUGGGGAUGGUGAUGGUGAUGAUGAUGAUGGUGGUGGUGAUGGUGAUGGGAAAAGUGAUGGUGAUGGUGGUAAUGGGGGCGGUGAAUUCCUAGAAGCUAGUGCAACAGAAGGUAGUGGUGGAAUCAAGGUGACCGGUAGAUUCAAGGGCGCGGACAAAGCGGAGGAUCUGCACAGAAUAGUGGAGAUGGAGUUGAAUCAGCCAAUCACAGGAGCGCAUGGGGAAGCACCCGCUGACGCCUUGCAGGUAGCUAGCAAGGGCCUUCUGAGUGGCACUGGGCUUCCCUCCUCUGUGCGUUAUCCUUCUCUUCCCUCCUCUGUGCGUUAUCCUUCUCUUCCCUCCUCUGUGCGUUAUCCUUCUCUUCCCUCCUCUGUGCGUUAUCCUUCUCUUCCCUCCUCUGUGCGUUAUCCUUCUCUUCCCUCCUCUGUGCGUUAUCCUUCUCUUCCCUCCUCUGUGCGUUAUCCUUCUCUUCCCUCCUCUGUGCGUUAUCCUUCUCUUCCCUCCUCUGUGCGUUAUCCUUCUCUUCCCUCCUCUGUGCGUUAUCCUUCUCUUCCCUCCUCUGUGCGUUAUCCUUCUCUUCCCUCCUCUGUGCGUUAUCCUUCUCUUCCCUCCUCUGUGCGUUAUCCUUCUCUUCCCUCCUCUGUGCGUUAUCCUUCUCUUCCCUCCUCUGUGCGUUAUCCUUCUCUUCCCUCCUCUGUGCGUUAUCCUUCUCUUCCCUCCUCUGUGCGUUAUCCUUCUCUUCCCUCCUCUGUGCGUUAUCCUUCUCUUCCCUCCUCUGUGCGUUAUCCUUCUCUUCCCUCCUCUGUGCGUUAUCCUUCUCUUCCCUUCUCUGUGCGUUAUCCUUCUCUUCCCUCCUCUGUGCGUUAUCCUUCUCUUCCCUUGUGUCUCCUUAUCCGUCUCGUCCACAAGACUCAAUAUUUGGAUACACGUGUACCAUCUUCCCCAAUCCCACAGAUCCACGUGUACCAUCUUCCCCAAUCCCACAGAUCCACAUGUACCAUCUCCCACGCGCCACCUGUAUCGCUCUGCGCUGCCAUCGCGCCGUGCUGGACCGCCCAGCUGUUCGCCAGCUGGCAACAGCUCUCGUUUCCGCCCUGCACCACUCUCAACCUUCAGUCACCGCUAAUCCCGCAAGGUACGUCGCACUCACUUCACUCCCUGCUGGACCGCCCAGCUGUUCGCCAGCUGGCAAUGGCGUUCGUCCCCGCCCUGCACCACUCACUACCUGCCAACUUAUGGGCCAGACUCAGCCGGAUUCAGGAGCCGUCUCUCUCCCACCUCCCCUCUACUCGCUCAUCCCCAAGCCCGCUGGAACCCUACCUCUCCAAGGGCCUCUUUCAAGCCUACGACGCUCUGGCCUAUGUGUGCAGCUGCCUACGUGUGCAAUUGCUUCCGAACACCUCUCUCAAUGAACUCCCGUGUCACCCCACUACCUUCCCGCCCACCCCCUCUGUCUUCUUGUUCCCUUGCAGGGAUUCAGAAGCCGUUCCCCUCCCGCCGCCCCUCUCCUCGCUCAUCCCCAAGCCCACUGAAACCCGCUCCUACCUCUCCAAGGGCCUCUCCCAGGCCUACGACGCUCUGGCCUAUGUGCGCAACUCCAUGGCCUCCUCCCACGCGCCCUUCCAGCCUGGCCGGGCAGACAGCAGGAAGAACGAAUUCCGCUCCUCCUUUUCCUGCUUGCACUUGGACAAGCAAGAGACUGAAAGCCUCCUGGCUGCCCUCGCCUCGCGCUCCUGCUCCCUCUUCAGCCUUGAGUGUGCCGCAGCACUCAAAGCCGUGGCGGACGCCAAGCAGCUGGGCAGCCGCACAGAGACGUUCAACGUCACCAGCAUCAUGAACUGCAGGCCGCUACUGGACCCACCCCUGCCACCCGACACCAUGGGGGUGUUCACCUCGGGAUUGCCGCUGAAACAGCCAGCCAAUCAGGACCUGGAGCUCUGGGACGUGGCUCGCACUGUAGAUGCUGACCUGGCAACUGCCGUCGGGCAGAAGAAACAUUUUAUUGACAUGCCCGUGCUGGAACUGCUCUUUUCUACGGCCAUGAAAACGCCAACGCUUUCCCCCGAGUGCUCCCUGCGCACCUCCUUCAUGUCUGCCAUCACCGAGUCACCCUUCCCCAUGGACUGGCCGGCCAAUGAGGGGCAAGGACAUGUGGAUGGGGUUGUUGGAGGAGGAAACGAGGGUUUGGCACCUCAGCUGGAGGGGUUUGUGGGGCCGAUCUUUGCAACGCAUGGUGUCGGCCCAAGCAUAUCCGUUGGGGAUGCUCUAUGUGAUGGCGAGCUCCAUAUCUACAUUAACUUUGUGUCUCCUUUGUUUUCACAAGAGUUCAUUGCUGGGUUUGUCAAAUUAUUCCAGCGAUACUUCGAGGAGGCAAUGCGCUAG